GACAGGACGCUCCGGAGCUGGACGCUAUGGACCAAUACUCUGUGUGAAGCCAAUACUGGAACGGUUGAACAUUCCGCCGCAACUGCGCGAAAGUUUUUGAGACUCAUGUUAGUAUCUGGACGCCCAGCUCUCCUGAAGUCCGAAGGCAUGAUUCAGAGGAAGGAGACUGUUUUGUCUGUCCUGCGGGAGCUUCAAGAGGCCACUGAGAGUUCUGGCCUGGAUGCUGUGAUCAAAGUGGCCCAUGAGGUUGGGCAGGUCCUCGCUCCCUUUCAACUCCCCAAAGCCCCCUAUCAGGACUUUCCCAGGUGGACUAGUGUGGAUGACGCAGCCCAUGCUUUAUACCCAUCAGAUGCACCUAGAGGACUCUUGCCUCUUAAGUGUAAUGGGGAAGGCAACUUGCUGUUUGAUGCAGUCAGCAUGCUGCUUGUGGGGAACACUGGACUUAGCCUGGAGCUACAGGUCAGAACUGUGGUGGAGAUGUUGCUGUGGAAGAGGUACUACCUGUCUGGAAUGAUUGAUUCGAAAAUGAUGCUUCAGGCUGUUCGCUUCAGUCUCUGCGCAGAAGAGUCUGAAGAUAUGCUCAACCUACCUGUAACAGUCUUGGAGGCCAUAUUUGAUGCAGAUGUUAAAGCUUCAUGCUUCCCUGGCUCCUUUGCCAACAUGUGGCAUUUGUAUGCCCUGUCGUCAGUCCUUCAGUUCAACAUCUACUCCAUCUACCCCAUGUUCAACCUCCAGAUCAGACCCUACUUCAACCGACUCAUACGCCCCAGGACCUGGCCUGAGGAUUCAGAGCCGCAAACCAUCCAUAUAAUGUGGUCCGGGGAGCUCCAGUCAGAGUCACUGUUCAGGCCAAAUUAUUUUGUCGCCCUUGUUCAGACAAGCAAAGCUUCGGGGGGCCCUGAUGGUGAACAGAGGCCGUGCCAAAUCAAAAGCCAGGACCAGCUGAAACAGCAUGCAACGUUUUCUUACCCAAGUUUGAAGGACAAGUACAACAUAACAAAGAGAACCUUCUACCGCUGGAAGAGGCAGACACAGGAACACUGCAAAAAGUCUGCUGCAAGAUAUGAGGCCAAGUAUUUCCUUCAAGCUUGCUACUUGGAGGGGAGGCUCAUCCCAUUGCACCAGUUCAAACAGUUCUUCCCUGAGAUCUCAAGGUCGUCAUAUUAUAACUGGAAGCAUGAGCUCAUAAAAUCUGGAGGAAACCUCUCCAACUCGUCUUCGGCGGGAGAGGUAAGUCCCGGGGAGAGCACUGAGCAAGAGGCCUGGUCAUCUCCAGAAGCACAACGGGAUGAGUCGGAUCACCAUGACAGCGUGGCCAGCAUGUUCGGCCUCAGCCUUGGCCGUCUGGAUGUGGAAAGGGCUCAGAAUGUGGCACACAUGCAGGAAGCUAAGCGCUGUUUACAGCAGUGUAUUGCCACAAACACCUCCUUCCCAUUCAGGAUCUUUAAGAGAAACUUCCCAGGCAUCUCCAGAUCAACCUACUACAACUGGAGGAGAGAAGCCAUGCUCCUGAACAGGGGCUACAAAGGCGGUCUAGGCAGCAGUGAAGACAGCUCAGAUGCUGACAAGAGCCAAAGCCCCAAAAGUAGGUCAGUGUUGCCCCAGCCCAUCGUGCCAAGGCCCAGGAUUUUCAGAACGAAACACAGAAGUUUCAGACUGGCCUACAUGAGUAAAAAACAGCUCAGAGAAGUUGCAAAGUUGCAUGUCCAGAAGUCCAGAUGGUCUUUGACAAAGUUCAAGCUCAAGUUCCCAUCCAUGUCCUCUUGUCUCUAUUGGUUGUGGCGGAGCAGCCACAUCUGCAAGAUGAGGAAGAAAAAAGAGGAAAAGGUGAUCAGUCAGAGUGGGGAGAUGAAUGUUCCAGAGAUUCUGGAGAGCACAGGUACAGAAAGCAAGACAGAAGAGAAUCAGAAUGAGAUCCCGUUUGUGAAGAGCCCCGAGUAUCUGGAUGGCUCCAGCGUGCAUCCCUUUGAUGCCCCACACUCAAAGUACCCCUUUCCCAGUAAGGCGCCCUUAGAUGAGCAGGUGUUUGCCCUGGAUGUCGUGGCUCUGGCAAACUUCAAGGCCAAGGCCAAGCUCUUCCUGCAGCAACGCUUUGAGGAGAAAUCUUUCCCUACGUUUAAAGAAUUUCGAUCUUACUUCCCAUUCACCGCUCGCUCAACAUACUACAUGUGGAAGAGAGCGUUGCAUCAUGGCGUGUCACUAGUUCAUGGGUGAACAGGUGAAGCUUCUAUUCCCCUAAGAAUAGGAGUCAUGUGUAAAAUGAAAGCAAUCCUGCAAAACCUGCUGACCCCAAAGACGUUCAUGCCUCCGCGUUAAACAAACUACCUACUUAUUGUUAAUUUUGUGUUUAAAAAAAAGCUUUAAGUGCGUUGGUUUAGCAUCGAAAUGCAUUGUGUCCUCCCUGUUCUCUGUCACCUCAGGUCAUUCCUACCUCCUGGACAUUUGCACAUGUGUGAAAAAACCUACAUUGUGGCUCUGUGUAAACCCUGGAUUUUGCCCUCUAGGCAAAAGGCAGUUCAAAGCUGUUGCUUAGUCUCAUUUUGUUUGAAGCAGAUUAUUCUCUAUUCUUUUAUUCCUGGCUUUUGGAUUUAGCUUUUUGUUGUUGUGUGAUUUGUUAAUGUGAGCUUUUUUAAUGCAUGCUAUCUAAACUGGGAGAUGUAUUGUUUACAGAUGUUUUUGAGAUUGUGAAGAGGAGCCUUUUUUUAGUUGGUAAAGUGAAUUACACCUUUUUUGUUGUUCUUACACCUUCCAAGUCCUGGUUCAAGUCUCUUUGCUUAUGCAGCUCCGUGUUACACUUGGUGCACGAAAAUUUCAGGUGGUUGCAUGAAGAUUUUGGCAUUGAAAAAUGCCCAUCUUUCUAGAAAUCAACACAACUGAGUUUUGCCACAUUAUUUUUGCACUAAGAUGGUUCCCAUUUCACUGAAUGUAUUGUCUGAGUAGAUAUGCACACUGGGUAAGUUGCUUAAAAUCUUUUUGAGAGAUCAGGGUGAAGAUAUUUUAUUUUUUUGUUUCUUUGUCAUUUCAAAACUACCUAUUUCCCUGAAAUGUUGGGAGAGAUCUUUGCCUUUAUAAGCUACUUUGGUGUGUAGUGCUGCUCGUCAGACACACAAAUAUUACCUACAUUUUACAUUUUGUACUCCCAUAUAUUUAUUUUUUGUAAUCAUAACUAGGCCAAAAUACAUCCUAUUACCACUGAAAUUCAUGCUGGGUCAGUAGAUGAAUAAGUCUGUACAAUGCGGCUGUAUAUAAAUAAACAUUC
This is a messenger RNA of Menidia menidia (Atlantic silverside), 3259 nucleotides long. NCBI's taxonomy places the organism in Eukaryota, Metazoa, Chordata, Actinopteri, Atheriniformes, Atherinopsidae. The record is from the annotation of a GenBank genome assembly.